GCUUCCUGUGGUGCGCUUAUUGGUACCCAGUCUCCGCCAGUUUCAUUAAAGAUGGCGACCUGAGAGACCUGAGGAAUUUUAGUGUGCAAAUAAUUGUUGUUUUGUAAUGGCUUCUACUAGUGUCAAGGAUAAAGCAUUAAGAUUGAUGCGUGUAGUUGCGUCUUCAUCGUGUAGGUGCCCUGCACAUUCUCAUGCGUUUGGCCAAGGGUCUUGUAGUCGCCUGGGAUCGUCAACCGCUGAAGAACAUGUUGAGCCAGAGUAUGCAUUUGAGAUGGCAAGUUCUAGUAUUCGUUAUGGUGAAGGAGUGACAAGGGAGGUUGGAAUGGAUUUUCAAAAUAUGAAAGCAAAGAAAGUCUGUGUUGUUACAGAUAAACAGCUGUCCAAGUUACCACCACUUCAUCAGGCAAUAGAGGCACUAGCUAAGAGUAAAGUAGAGUAUGAUGUCUAUGACAAAGUUAGAAUAGAACCUACGGAUACAAGCUUCAAAGACUGCAUUGAUUUUGCCAAGAGAGGAGAUUAUGAUGCAUUCCUUGCUGUUGGUGGAGGUUCAGUUAUCGAUACAGCUAAAGCUGCUAAUCUAUACUCCUGCUAUCCUGAUAGUGACUUCUUAGACUUUGUUAAUGCUCCCAUUGGGCAUGGCAAACCUGUUGAUAAGAGACUCAAACCACUUAUUGCUGUUCCAACUACAGCUGGUACAGGCAGUGAGACAACUGGAGUAGCAAUAUUUGACUAUGAGCCACUUAAAGCUAAAACAGGAAUUGCAAACAGAGCUAUCCGUCCUUUGCUUGGUAUUGUUGAUCCUCUACACACACUACACAUGCCAGAAAGAGUGACAGCAAACAGUGGUUUUGAUGUGUUAUGUCAUUCUAUAGAGUCCUAUACAGCUAUCCCAUACACUAAAAGAGGACCACGUCCUACCAACCCUAACAUGCGACCAGCAUAUCAAGGAAGUAACCCAAUCAGUGACGUCUGGGCUUUGCAUGCUUUGAGGAUUGUUCAUAAGUACAUGAAAAGAGCUGUAAAAGAUCCUCAGGAUCUUGAGGCAAGAUCAGCCAUGCAUUUGGCAAGUGUGUAUGCUGGUGUAGGGUUUGGAAAUGCAGGAGUACACUUGUGCCAUGGUAUGUCCUACCCAAUAUCUGGCCUUGUCAAGUCAUACAGAGCUAAAGAUUACGAUGUUGAACAUCCUUUGGUGCCUCAUGGAUUGUCUGUCGUUUUAACAGCACCAGCAGUAUUUGCUUUCACUGCAGCAGCUUGUCCUGAAAGACACAUUGAAGUGGCUCGUUUGUUAGGUGCUGACACCACUAAUACCAAGAAGGAAGACGCAGGGUUGCUAUUGGCUGACACUUUAAGGCAGUUUAUGUUAUCAUUAGAUGUAGAUAAUGGUCUUAAAGCUUUGGGCUAUAGUAAUGAUCACAUCCCAGAACUAGUCCAGGGUACAAUACCCCAGCAACGUGUUACAAAACUUGCUCCUGCAGGGACCCCAGGGGAGGAAGAACUUGCUAUGCUCUUUGAGAACUCAAUGACAGUAUAUUAGGUAUAUUAUUACAAUUCUCAUCAUCUUUUCCAGUAAUGAGGUACAAUAGACUUGUAGGGCCUUAUAAACAUGAUAUUUAAUGAAAAAUUUUGAAUGAAUAGUAAUAUCAUCACUGAUUUUUGAAUGGAAAAUAUUUUCUAGGGUACACAAGCUAAGUAUUUUCGAAAUAUUUUAAUAUUUUAAAAUUGAUUUGGGUACCCUGUGUGGUAACUGGGACAAAAAAAAUUAGGAAUCACUGCAGACAGAUAUUUUAGAACAAAUUUUGUAUAUAUUUUUAAGACAAAUUUAAGAAAAACGGCAUUCAAUAGCAGAAUAUUCUUUAGUAAAAAAGUUGUGACAUUAAUUAAUAGAAUGAAUGUAUAUGUCAGCUUACUGGCUGUCCAAGGUGCAAUUGUUUUCAAAAGAAAAAUGAUACGAAAAGAUUAUUCCUACAAUUAAAAUCUGUAAUGAAC
Messenger RNA from Exaiptasia diaphana, 1986 nucleotides. RefSeq names its product hydroxyacid-oxoacid transhydrogenase, mitochondrial. Gene Ontology annotation, molecular function: metal ion binding; alcohol dehydrogenase (NAD+) activity. Lineage: Eukaryota; Metazoa; Cnidaria; Anthozoa; Actiniaria; Aiptasiidae. The record is from RefSeq and is a predicted model, not a curated record. The transcript has 14 exons. Gene Ontology annotation, cellular component: mitochondrion. Bases 107 to 1534 code for a protein of 475 amino acids.